Molecule: messenger RNA, 1324 nt
Organism: Paramacrobiotus metropolitanus
Lineage: Eukaryota; Metazoa; Tardigrada; Eutardigrada; Parachela; Macrobiotidae
Product: glutathione S-transferase 1-like
Exons: 10
Coding region: 233-862 (209 amino acids)
Biological process (GO): glutathione metabolic process
Molecular function (GO): glutathione transferase activity
Source: RefSeq, a predicted model, not a curated record
AAGCCAGUGCUGUCUGUUCUGUUCUGCGCAGUCACUGCAAGUGCAAGCUGGGCCAGCGCAUAAACGGGUUUUCAUCUGCGAGUGCGAUCCAUCAUCCGCAGUAAUUUAUUCGUUCCUGGAGGAAAGGCGAGGAAUCCCCGCUCCUGCUGCAACUCAACCGGGAACCCAGUGUGACAGAGCAUCCUUGGCCGCCGUCACUGUCAGUGCAACGAAUUAAUCCUGCACCAUCAUCAUGCCUGCUCGUUACCGCUUGACGUACUUUAACGGCCGUGCCCGCGCCGAGCUGAUUCGGCUCAUCUUCCACGCGGCUGGCGAGGAGUUCGAGGACAACCGCAUCGACACGGGCUCCUGGCAGCAGCUCAAGCCCAAUACACCGUUCGGAGCACUGCCGAUUCUGGAGUUUGACGGACUGGUUUUGGCGCAGUCACUGGCGAUCGCCCGCUUCCUGGCCCGCGAAUUCGGUCUGGCGGGGAAGGCGCGCUUCGACGAAGCGUUGGUGGAUUCCGUCGUGGACACCUCCAACGACAUCCUCGGUGACAUCGUCAAAAUCAUUUUCAACGAGGACGACAAACUGAAGCGGGAAAACCAGAAGAAGUUCGUGGAGAACAUCCUGCCCUUCACGCUGCAGAGCCUGGAGAACAUGUUCGCCAAGCACGGCAAGGGAUCCGGAUACAUCAUCGGGCCCGACCUGACUUACGCGGAUCUGGCUGUCUUCAACGCGCUGGACCAAGCCGUGCAGGCCGGCCUGGUGCAGUGGCAGUUCUUCGACCGCUACAAGCACAUCAGCGGCCUGCUGCGCCGCCUGGAGGAGACGCCGCGCAUCGCCGGCUACCUCAAGACGCGCCCGCACACGCCCUACUAACCAGUGCAACCAGUGACUGCAGCGGACACAGGGCUGCUCCAUUCAGCGGACAUUCGCACUAUGCUUUAACCCGUUCGUGUUUCUCCUCCUCUGUGGAUUCCCUCGAGUUUAACACUGAUUCUUUAUUAACUGACCAUUCGCCUCCAUCGCCGUGAUCGUUGAUUCCAGUUCGGUGGCGUUGCAGCUAUCCAGUCUGUAGACUGUAGCGAGCUACGUGUACACCCGAUGGCAUUUAUCAUUCCCAGUUGAUGUUAGUUCUUUGCUGUUUUAGUGUUUUAGUAGAAAGUCUAUAGUUAUAGUGUCUUCCCGGGACAUUGAUUGAUAUUGAUAGAAAUAUGGGCAGCUGCGUUCUUUAAUUUCCUUCUGCUUCGCUAGUAAUUUAAUUGCAAUAUUCGCUCUUCCCGAUAGACACUGCUCGUGUUGCCAAGUUGAUCAAAUAAAAUUACUUAUUAUUUCUGAUGG